AUGUCAAUGCCUCCGGAUACAAAGUUUGGUAAGCCGCCGCUCAUGUCUCCAAGUGCCGGGAUGUCACGGUUCCAGCUGAUUCCAAAAUUCUACCAGUCCGAACCGCUGCCGAUCGUCCAGGAUCUGGCAUUCCCCCCGUUCAAAAUCGAGCAUCGUUACAAAGGGGUGUAUGAACGCGCUGGGUUCGACAUCAACCGGGGAGGCUCUGGCAACAACGGCUUCAACGCCCCCAAUGGCGCCUACCGCACGUCCCGCUCCCGCAAUAGCUCGCUGUCGCUGUUGCCUCGAAGUUCCCACCAGCUGGCGCAACUGGUGCCUCCUCACCCCGUGUUUGACCAUAGUCACUCGCGCCUGGAGCUGGAGCUGACGCUGCCGGUAAGCGACCGUAGCGACUCCGGCGUCGGCGUCGGCAAGCGUAAUGUCAAGGGGCUCAUGAUUUCCACCGAUAUUCCCCCCAUGACCAAUCGUCAACCCAACUCGCCUCUAUCGACGCUGCCGGCGUUGCUGCUGGGACGCAACCCUAGUUUCAAUUUUGCCCCUCCCCUGCACACGCUGCUGCUGCUAAAGCUGCCGCUGGCCAAACUGCCGGUGAUGGCGCCGCUGCUGCCAUCGGUAGCGCAGUCUCAGCGACCACCAUUUGCUCAGCCGCAACCCCAGCUGGCGUCGCAGCCAGCGUCACCCCAAUUGGCGCCUCAGGCAGCCCCCAUGAACUACCUGGGCCACAUCAGCCACCCCGUGGGGGGCACAGCCCCCUCUCUGGGUCCCGUAUACCCUCAUGAACACUAUCAUAACUUAGCGGAACCGUCUCCACCGAUACAAGACGAGGACUCCGCUAAUCAGUCGGUUCCGUAUCCUCAGAUUCAUACGGCGCCACCAUCUCAACCUCAACCACAAGUCCCCGAUCACCAUGAUCAAACGACGUUCGUUCCCGUCACUGAGAAGAUGCGCCAACGUCAAUCUCAGGAACAGUUGCAGCGUCGCAGUACCUUAACGAAAAAACGGUCGAUUAAGAAAAUCAACCAGAUUGAUCUGGCACUUCAGGAUUUGCGCAGUGAGGUCGAGUCGCAUCGCUCUCUGCAACUGAGCAGCUUGCCUCGUCUGCUGACGCGAUUCAGUCAGGCAUCGCCGCCGCCGCCAUUACCUACCGUGGAUAUUCUUCCCAAAGUGGUGGAUACUGAUAGUGAGGUCCCCGAAUCUAAGGAGGCUCAGCUGCAGCAGUCUAGUGACUACCAAAACUUUCUCAUGGCCAGACCUGAACCUCAGCAAUAUCGUCAAUCGCAGGUGCUGAUGGUGUCGCUGAUUAUUCUGCGAGACAACGACCUGUUCGAUGAGGACGAUCUGGAUGAUGAAUCCGCCGCCGAACUUCAGCGCCAAUUGGACGAGCUUAAAUUUAAUGGUGGCAAAAACCUUAAUAUCAACUCACCCAGUACAAAUCAAGUGGCGCAGCAGUCUUCUCUGCGAAACCAAGAUCACAUGUCCGAAUUUGACCGUGAAGAGUCGCCUACGCCCAUCCCCGCCACGACGGACAAAUUUAAGCACCCCCAAGGUGUCCCUCAUGCAUCUCCGCGAGUGGCCCCACCUUCCUUUGUGGUUGAACAAGCCCCGGAAGUGGCUUCUGUUCCUCCUGCAGUGCCCACUAUUGAGGUGAACGAACCCCCUUCGGUACCCUCAUUGCCCCAAAUCACUGUAGAGUCAUCUCAGGAGCCAUCAAUUGCGAUCAGCUCUCUUCAACCGACGCAAGCUGAAUCGCUCCCUAGCUCUCGAGAAGUGGUGAAUGGACAACAGCCACACAGAAAUGAAAAGUCUCCAUCUGUUGUCGACCUUGAGCGUUCAAUUGACGCCUCAAUCUACGAAUUGGAGCAGCAGGGAUCUGAGCGGGGCUCGGGCUCAGAGCCCCCGCGUCCAGGAUCUCGUCUUCUGCUGGCCAGCGACGACUACGACGACAUGCUGCUGGUUGCGCUGUAUGAUCUGGUACAACCACUUUUUGUGGGCCUGGAGGACCAACAUGCGGAGGUUAAAAUUGUUAAGUCGCCGCCUUUGCCUCAAGGAUCACAGUUCGGCCUGAUGAUUCCUGACGACGAACUUAUACUGAUCAAGUCAAACCUGACAGCGCCUAAGCUGAUCCUCAAAAAGCAGGUGACUUACUCCCCUCAGAAGAUUUCGACGCCAGUGAUGAACCACACCCCUACGAUGUCUCACUCCCCUCAGAUGGGCCUGCAAUACCCCCGAUUUGACUUUGGUGCCGACCUGUCGCCGCUCAUGCCCAUUGUUACUAAACACGCUCCAGGUCAGGGGCCUUGUCGCGCUUGUUCUAAUGAAGUGUCCCCUGAUGCUAAGGGUCCCGAAAGAGCCAUUUUUUCGAGGCUGGGUGAUCUUCUGGGUCAAUGGCACCGCGGAUGUUUCACUUGCAGUCACCCCGAUUGCCAAGUCGCGUUUUCAAAGCACGUACAAUGUUACGUUUAUGCCGACUAUCCUUACUGUGGUUUCCACUACCACCAGGAGAACGGCACGUUGUGCGAGCUCUGCUCCACUGGUAUUGAAGGCGAAUGUAUCGAGAAUGAGUUGUUGCAAAAAUGGCAUUUGCACUGUUUGCGUUGUCUUAAGUGUCGCCGGACGAUCCGCGACGACUAUUACCUCAUUAACGGCGAUAUUUAUUGCGAGCACGAUGGUAAGAAUAUUAUUCUGGGUAACGACCUGAUCAAUGGAGAGGGUCGAGGUCUUACUCAAAACGACAAGGUCGAACGUCGUCGUACUCGAUUGAUGUUUGUUGACGGACAAACAAUAAGUUAA
Molecule: messenger RNA, 2790 nt
Organism: Diutina rugosa
Lineage: Eukaryota; Fungi; Ascomycota; Pichiomycetes; Serinales; Debaryomycetaceae
Exons: 1
Coding region: 1-2790 (929 amino acids)
Source: RefSeq, a predicted model, not a curated record